Messenger RNA from Cannabis sativa, 1555 nucleotides. Its product is annotated as stemmadenine O-acetyltransferase-like. The record is from RefSeq and is a predicted model, not a curated record. The transcript has a single exon. NCBI's taxonomy places the organism in Eukaryota, Viridiplantae, Streptophyta, Magnoliopsida, Rosales, Cannabaceae. Bases 88 to 1377 code for a protein of 429 amino acids.
AUAAGAGUUCUCCAUUGGAGGCAAAGGCCAAAUAUUGAAGUUCAAACUUGAUCCAAACAGUCUUAGUAAAUUUAGUUAAUUGAUAAGAUGGUGAGCGUAAGAGUAGAUAUAGUCUCCAAAGAGAUGAUCAAACCUUCUAGCCCAACUCCAGAUCACCUUCGCUCUUACCAACUCUCCUUUCUUGAUCAAAUUUCUCCUCCACUAUUCGUCCCUUUUGUUAUGUUCUAUGACAAAGAGAAAGAUAGUACUAAUAAUUAUAAUGAUGUUGUUGAAAUAUCUACCAAGCUCAAAACAGCCAUGUCUCAUGUCCUAACUCAAUUUUAUCCCUUAGCUGGACGACUCAGCGAGGCUACUGCUUCCGUUGAUUGCAAUGACAUGGGAAUCCCUUUCUUUGAAGCCAAAGUAAGUUGUCAAUUAUCUGAGUUCUUAGCUCAAAACCCCAUUCUACCUAUUGAGCUCAACAAGUUCAUCCCAUUCAAACCUGAUUAUGAAGAAGUGUCCCAUCUACCUUUAGGCAUCCAACUCAACAUCUUCAAGUGUGGCUCUAUUGCUAUUGGUUCAUGCAUAUCUCAUAAAUUUGUAGAUGGCAUAUCAUAUUUUAUGUUCCUCAAUAGAUGGACAGCAAUUGCUCGAGGAGAUCAAGAUCAACAACUGAGAUUCGAAGCAGCCUCACUCUUUCCUCCUAUGAAUUUAUCACAGUACAACUCUAAAACUGGCUUUGUAAACAAAAAUAGCAUGAGUUUUACAUCUAAAAGAUUUGUCUUCAAGGCCUCUAGUAUCAAAGAUCUUAAACAAAGAUAUGUUGUGGACAAUAAAAGUGUUUCUCGUGUGGAGGCUUUGUCAGCUUUCAUAUGGAACCGUUUUGUUGCUGUUGAUGAUUUAUCCAAGAAAACUAAUAAUUAUGUGAUGAGUUAUCCAAUGAAUCUUCGAAACAGGUUUGAUCCUCCACUCUUAGACUGUUCAUUUGGAAAUAUUUUCAGACUUGUAAUGUUUGAUGUUGAUGUAUCCGAAGAUAAUGAGUGUGAGAUUUUUAUAAGAAAGCUUAGAGAAGAAUUUAGUCACAUUGAUGGCAAGUAUUUGAAAAUGCUACAGCAACAAGAGGGAAUGGUGAAACACUUGGAUUUUAUUAAGAAGAUGACUAAUGAAAAGACUCUUUUUAGUUUCAGUAGUUGGUGCAGAUUUCCUUUGUAUGAAUCAGAUUUUGGUUGGGGAAAGCCUGUUUGGGUUGGCGUGCCUCCCUUUCCAUCCAAUAAUUUGGUCGUGUUAAUGGAUUCGAAAUCAGGUGAUGGUGGAAUAGAAGCCUUUAUCAACUUAGACAAAAAUGUCAUGGAUAAACUUGAAUCGGAUGAAGAGUUUCUGGCAUUUGUGUCUGUUUGAUAUUAUAAUUAUUAUUAUUAUUAUUAUUAUUAUUAUUAUUAUUAUUAUUAUUAUUAUUAUUAUUAUUAUUAUUAUUAUUAUGUUAGUUAUGUUUUAAUUUAUUAUUCUAAGUGAUUAAUUAUUGUGCCUAAUUUUAUACUUUUGAUAUAAUAAAUUAUUGGUCAUAAUUAAUUAGCUA